Messenger RNA from Dendrobium catenatum, 946 nucleotides. Its product is annotated as purple acid phosphatase 23-like. NCBI's taxonomy places the organism in Eukaryota, Viridiplantae, Streptophyta, Magnoliopsida, Asparagales, Orchidaceae. The transcript has 3 exons. Bases 48 to 869 code for a protein of 273 amino acids. The record is from RefSeq and is a predicted model, not a curated record. Gene Ontology annotation, molecular function: metal ion binding; acid phosphatase activity.
ACCAGUUAUGCUGCACUACCUCCGGACUUCUCCAUCGAGAGAAGAUUAUGACGAUGACUUCUUUCGAUCUCCAACUCGCCUUUGUCCUCGUCGUCUCGUGCCUCUCAUACUCGAAGAGCCAGAUUCCCACCACUCUUGACGGCCCGUUCUCGCCGGAAACUCGCCGGUUUGAUCCGUCCCUCCGCCGCGGUAGUGAAGAUGUGCCCAUGGAAGAUCCCAGGCUUGCCAAGAAGGUCCGGUCAAAUUUCCCCGAGCAAAUCGCUCUGGCUGCUUCCUUUUCAUCGACUUCGAUGUGGAUUUCGUGGGUCACUGGGGAUGCGGUGAUAGGGAAGAAUGUGAAGCCGCUGAACCCGUCGUCGGUGGGAAGUGAGGUUUGGUACGGGGAGGAGAGCGGGAAGUAUACAUUUGUGCGGCAUGGAAAGGCUGUGGUGUACAGCCAGUUGUAUCCGUUUGAAGGGCUUUUGAAUUAUACGUCGGGCAUUAUUCAUCACGUCAGGCUUGAUGGCCUUAAACCAGGGACAAGGUACUAUUUUAAGUGCGGGGACACCUCGUUAAAGGCUAUGAGUGAAGAACAUUCAUUGAAAACUUUUCCAUCAUCUCACAGUGAAAAAUUUCCCCAUAAAAUAGCAGUUGUUGGAGACCUAGGACUUACAAGCAACUCAACCGCCACCAUCACUCAUCUAGACAGGAAUGAUCCGUCUCUGAUCUUAAUGGUUGGAGACUUGACCUAUGCAAAUCAGUACCAGACUACAGGUGGCAAAGGAGUUCCAUGCUAUUCAUGUGCAUUCCCAGAUGUGCCAAUUAGAGAGACAUACCAGCCACGUUGGGAUGGAUGGGGAAGGUACUCUAAGAGAUUGAUAGCCAAAUAAGUAGUUCUUGAAUAAUGAUAAUUUGCUUUAUCUUGCUAUAUUUCCACUGCAACAUACUGAAAUUUUGUUGUCUUCUU